CAAAGCCCAGCAAAAGAGGGACGGGGGACCAAGGAUCCGGCCGGUUCCUUAAGACUCUGAGCUCCGGCGAGUAGGGCGGGGGGAAAGAUUGCCGAGGAAGAGGCGGCCGAAGGAAGGAGGGGAGACGCCGGCAGGUUCUGGAAGAAGUUUCUCCCCGCAGAGACGCUCCGAUCCUGCCUCCUUUGUUAUGAAGCGCCGCGAAUAACCGUCCGAGGGCUGCCGUCGCCGAUCUUCCUGCUUGUUGCCGCCGCCGCCGCCGCCGCCGGUCAGUCGAAGGCGAUCCCGGCGCCGGUUCCCUCGGCGGAGUUUGGUGCUGGGGGGGAGGGAGCGCUCCCCUCCCGGAGAAGCCCAGCCCGGCGCGGGACACCCUUUGACUGGCUCCCUUGCUUCCUUGGAGGCUCCUCACAGCUGGCUGGCUGGCUGGCCGGCUGGGCGGCCAGCGGGCAGGGGGCUCCUGUCGUUGCUGUUGCUGUUGUUGCGGUUGCUGCUGCUGCUGCUGCUGCCGCCGCCGCUUGGACUCCGGCCGGGCGGGGAAAAGGGGAGGCAGCGGCCGUCGGGACUUCUUCGCCCCUCGCGGGCCCUGUAUGAGCUCCGGUUGCCCUUAAGCGCCCGUCCCGGGUUGCUUGACCGAGCCUUCGCCGCUGCGCCUCGCCCCCGCCGCAGGCAAAAACAACCGCUUGAAUGUACAACAUGAUGGAAAGCGAUCUGAAGCCUCCCGCCCCCCAGGCGACUCCGGGGGGAGGCACGGGGGGGAACAGCAACGCCGGGGGGGCCAACAGCCAGAAGAACAGCCCCGACCGGGUCAAAAGACCCAUGAACGCUUUCAUGGUCUGGUCCCGAGGCCAACGGAGGAAGAUGGCCCAGGAGAACCCCAAGAUGCACAACUCGGAGAUCAGCAAGCGCCUGGGGGCCGAGUGGAAACUUUUAUCCGAGGCGGAGAAGAGACCCUUCAUUGACGAAGCCAAGCGGCUGCGCGCCUUGCACAUGAAGGAACACCCGGAUUAUAAAUACAGGCCCCGGCGGAAAACCAAGACUUUGAUGAAGAAGGAUAAGUACACGCUGCCCGGUGGGUUGCUGGCCCCCGGCUCCAACUCCAUGGGCGCGGGAGUCGGCGUGGGGGCUCCGCUGGGCGCGGCCGGCGUCAACCAGCGGAUGGACAGCUACGCUCACAUGAACGGCUGGACCAACGGCGGCUACGGCAUGAUGCAGGAGCAGCUCGGCUACCCGCAGCACCCGGGGCUCAACGCCCACAACGCGGCCGCCGCCGCCGCCGCUGCCCAGAUGCAGCCCAUGCACCGUUACGACGUCAGCGCCCUGCAGUACAACUCCAUGACCGGCUCCCAGACGUACAUGAACGGUUCGCCCACCUACAGCACCAUGUCCUACACGCAGCAAGCCACCCCGGGCAUGGGGCUGAGCUCCAUGGGCUCGGGGGUCAAGACGGAGUCGAGUUCCAGCCCGCCUGUGGUCACGUCCUCUUCCCACUCCAGAGCUCCCUGCCAAGGCGGAGACCUUCGGGAUAUGAUCAGCAUGUACCUGCCCGGAGCCGACGUGGCGGAGCCGGCCGCCCCCAGCAGACUGCACAUGUCGCAGCAUUAUCAGAACGCACCUGUGCCAGGAGCGGCGAUAAACGGCACUCUUCCUCUGUCCCACAUGAAAGAAACGCAAACUCUCUCCCCCCUCCACUUCAAUAUGAAUCUCAGCUUGGCCCAUUUGCAUGUCCAGCAAUCUUGACAUCUGAGUAGGCGAGAUUAGCGUUUAAAAGAUAAAGCUGCAAAUCUACAUCAAUGAAUAAUACACGAUAAAGA
This is a messenger RNA of Ahaetulla prasina, 1808 nucleotides long. It is a transcript of the gene SOX2, whose product is annotated as SRY-box transcription factor 2. NCBI's taxonomy places the organism in Eukaryota, Metazoa, Chordata, Lepidosauria, Squamata, Colubridae. The record is from RefSeq and is a predicted model, not a curated record. The transcript is spliced from 3 exons. Bases 682 to 1734 code for a protein of 350 amino acids. Gene Ontology annotation, biological process: anatomical structure morphogenesis; cell differentiation; regulation of DNA-templated transcription. Gene Ontology annotation, molecular function: DNA-binding transcription factor activity, RNA polymerase II-specific; RNA polymerase II cis-regulatory region sequence-specific DNA binding.